AGGUGCGGCAGGCACGGCGUGAGAGCGGGACCCAUGGCAUGGGAUCCUUAUCUUAGAAUCUCUGGCUUACCGCUUACGUCAGUAUAAUGGAAUCUUGGCCAAUUUAUGAAGAUGAAAGUAUUUGGGGAUGAGGAUUAGGGUUUUAGAGAAUGAGAACGGGAUCCUCUGCGGCGUUUCUGGUGAUCUGCAUCCUGCACUCGCUGAUAGCGAUGACGUGUGGGGCGCUGAUGAUGUUCUACAUGAAGGAGGUCUACACGUUCGGCCACGGCGUGCAGACGGCGACGAAGCUCCUCGGAUCCACGCCGCACGACCAGCUCCUCAUCAAGACCUCCGACUCCUUCUCCGGCCUCCUCCUGGUCGCCAUAGGCUUCCUCCUCUUCAUGGUCUCCUUCGUCAAAGACCGCGACUUUCAGGCCUUCUUCGCCAAGGGCUGCACGCUCCUCCACUUCUUCAUGGCCGUCUGGAGAAUCUACUUCGAACGCAAGGUCGAGGAUCUCGCCUGGGAUUGGCUCCGCCAGACCGUUGGUGAUCUCCUCUUGGCCCUCUCCUGGGUUUUCUUCCUCGUUUACUCUUGGAGGGAGAAGUAUGAUUGAUUUAUUACUUUUACUUCUUUUUAUUUGCAUUUCAGCCUUUUUAUUUACCUUGUAAAAAUCGGAUCUCACGUUUUUUCUUUAUAUCAAAUCGCUCUUUAGUCAUG
Molecule: messenger RNA, 697 nt
Organism: Cajanus cajan (pigeon pea)
Lineage: Eukaryota; Viridiplantae; Streptophyta; Magnoliopsida; Fabales; Fabaceae
Source: RefSeq, a predicted model, not a curated record